Plasmopara halstedii is the source of this 174-nucleotide messenger RNA. RefSeq lists its product as uncharacterized. NCBI's taxonomy places the organism in Eukaryota, Oomycota, Peronosporomycetes, Peronosporales, Peronosporaceae. The transcript is spliced from 2 exons. The record is from RefSeq and is a predicted model, not a curated record. The coding region runs from base 1 to 174 and encodes 57 amino acids.
AUGAUUUCUACUCGCAUUGGUCACGGCGGUGUUGCUAGCGGUCGUGGCAUCAGUGUUCUUUCGACAAAGACACUGCACUUUGCAAAGGAUAUCUAUCGUCACUACCGGUUGAGAUUGUAUGUACGCACCAGGAAGCGGAGCAUACAUGGGAACAUACGAAACAGUCAGGAAUGA